Molecule: messenger RNA, 2635 nt
Organism: Cynoglossus semilaevis (tongue sole)
Lineage: Eukaryota; Metazoa; Chordata; Actinopteri; Pleuronectiformes; Cynoglossidae
Gene: ubald1a
Product: UBA-like domain containing 1a
Exons: 3
Coding region: 170-652 (160 amino acids)
Molecular function (GO): protein binding
Source: RefSeq, a predicted model, not a curated record
GUUUGCUCAACCGGCUGUAAUGGUGGACGACUGAAGGCAGGGGAGCGGAGUAUUGUGAAGAAAGAGAAGGAGAGAAAAGGAAAGGGAAACGAAGAGGAUUAACGACUGAAAAGAGUCCGCUUCGAGUGUGUCAGCCGCCACGACUUUAGGACAACGGGCUUCGUCGAAAAUGGAUGAACUUAAACAUCAAGUCAUGAUUAACCAGUUCGUCCUGACGGCGGGUUGUGCGGCAGACCAGGCGAAGCAACUCCUGCAGGCGGCACACUGGCAGUUCGAGACUGCACUCAGUGCCUUUUUUCAAGAAACAAAUACUCCAUACGGCCAUCAUCAUCAAAUGAUGUGCACCCCAGCCAACACACCAGCAACACCCCCAAACUUCCCGGACGCAUUGACCAUGUUUUCACGACUGAAGGCAUCUGAGAGCUUCAACAGCAGCAGCGCCGGCAGCCCCAUGGCCGCCGCCAUGGCCACUUCACCUCCGCCCCCCCAGGUCGGCGGCUGGGGGAUCCCAUCUAAUGUGCAGCAACCACCGCAGGGACUCUGGACUCAGGGGCAGCCCCCUACGCAACCCUGCCCUGCCUGGCCCACGGGAGUUAACCCGCACACAGGCACUGAGCAGAAGGCUAGCGUAGCGAUGGAGGCUGAAAGAUGAAGGGAGGCACAGGACUGAUGAAGCCCCCCUACUGCCCUAGGGAGGGAAGGGAGCAGGGUAUAGAAGCAGGGAGGGAAGGGUGGGGGGUGAGAGGAGAUAAUGGGGUUUUAAAAAAUGGGGUUUUUGGUCUUUUUAUUUCCCCAAAAUGGAAAUGGACAGAGGACAAAUGAGAUGGAAUCUACGCAAACCAAGAAAAUCCCACCAGGGACAAUUUAAGAUGAGGAGAGAAAACCAAUGCAAAUGUUAACACAAAACAAAUUACACAAAAAAGAAACACACAUGCACACACACGCACUCAGACAUAGUAAUAAGAGAGCAACUGAAAUCUUUGUUAGGUUUUUCUCCUAAGUAAAUGCAUAGAUAAGAGAAUAUUAUUAAAUACUGAGCUAAAAAAAGAAAUAUAAAAAAAUUGUCACGCCCAAGGAUUCUAUGUGAUGUUCAAGGACAUUCAAGGCAGCAGACUUACAUUUUUUGGUUCUCAGUUUUGUCUAGAUUUUCAUUUUUUUGAAGCCAGUGUAUAUUUUUUUGUUUCCUCCGUCACUGGUGACUCUGUUUCUGCGACUUUAUGUGCUGCAUGAGGAGCGAGAGGACGUUGAGAUGUAGUGUUUUAGAAUGACUCGAAAAAAAAUCCUCACACACUUGAGUGUGAGUGUGUACGCAUGUGAACGGGUGGUCGCGUUUUUAAUCAAAAUAAGUACAUACACACGAACACACAACAGAAGAAACACCUCCAUACUGUCAUCCCCAUCGUCAGAGCUGGGACUUUUCUUACCUCACCUGGUGGUCACCUGACUUUUUUCAGCCAAUCAGGGAUUCUUCUUAAACCAACCAUCGCCACCACCGACACAGGACAUGUUUUUAAAAAGUUUCCUUUUUUUUUCUGAAACAGUUUUAAACCUGGACUCAGAUGAUAACUGUCCACUGGAGAUUUUUGUUGGGUUAUUAAAGCAGAAAAAGGUUUUUAGUGUAAUAUGGUUUAUAAUGCUAACUGUUGUUUUUCUUGUUAUGAGGUUUUCACGAGGAGGUUUUGAACUCGUUUGUAAACCCACAUUGAUUUUUGUUUUUUUUUUCCUUUUGAAAAGAAUAUAAUGAAACGCACCAAAAGAAAAAAAAAUGGCUAAAGAAAAAAAUCGACGACUCCAUCUUUGUAAACAGAAUCGCCACUUUGCAUGAUCUGUUCAUAAAUGUGUAACAUCUUUUGUAGCAAACGUACAUUGAGGUCGAGACAUGUUAAUGGGAGGGGGGCGGUGUUCGAGACGGGGUGGCAGUGGGUGGGUGUGAUACCCAAAGUUUAAACAACAAUGCAAUAGAGCAAAGUGUCUUGUUUGAAAUAUGAGAAAUGGAGGAGAUGAGAAUGGGGAGGGGCCGCUUGAAGGAGCCCACCACUAGCUAUUUGGGGGACACUACAGACUACUUUCAGAUAUACAGUAUAUAUAAAUAUUACUGCCCUCAGUCUGACCGACCACAGAGGGGUUUUUAUGACAUUUAGGUUUUCAACUUUUCAGCCGUUCCCUGGUCCACUGACAGCUGAGGGACACGUCGGGGAAGACCCUGUUAAACGGCAAUAUAUUGAAAAAAAAAAUCAGGGUCUGCCCUAUUUUAGUUUAGUCUUGUUUGAAUUAUUUUUACAUUGGAUAAAGAAGAGAGAAAAAAGAUAUUUUGAAUAGCUGAAGGUCUUUUUAUUAAAAACAAAGAUGAUUAGGUAAAAAAAUAAAGGGAUAUAAUCAUGAUUUAAUAACCAAGUUUUUUUUUUUUUAUAAUAUAGACCAAACUAAUGUUUUGAGUUGCUCCAUGGUUCGUACUUUAUUUGGUGAAAUCCGAGCGUUUCUGGGUGGGCCUGUUUCUAAAUGGUUUCUCAUGUAUGUUCCCUCAAUGCCCCCCACCCCCUUGUAUGACUGUAUGAGACCAUUCCCACAAUAUUUGUGGACUACCUGAUAAUUAACUUAUCAUUUUUGUGAACCUAAAUAAAUAUUGUAUGUCAAA